Molecule: messenger RNA, 2016 nt
Organism: Chrysemys picta bellii (western painted turtle)
Lineage: Eukaryota; Metazoa; Chordata; Testudines; Emydidae
Source: RefSeq, a predicted model, not a curated record
GCCCUGCCUCCCACUCUAUAUAGGGGAGGGCGACAGCCCAGAGCCCUGACCCGACCCAGCAUGCGCGGAGCAGUGGCUGCCCUGUCCCUGGCCUGGGCGCUGGCCCUGGGGCUCGCCCACUCCCUCCCUGGCAAACCGGGGGAGGCCGGAGCGCGGUUCCACCACGGGGCUGAGACCCAGCUCAACGCCACAGAGGUGGCGAGCCGGUGUGCGGACGAGGGGGGCUUUGAUGCCAUCACACUGGACGAGCAUGGCGUGAUGCUCUUCUUCAGAGGUGCCCACGUCUGGAAGGGCUUCCACGGCCCAGCCCAGCUCAUCAAUGCCAGCUGGCCUGAGAUCCAGGGCCCUGUGGACGCUGCACUGCGCAUCCACCACAAGGAGUCCCCCGGCGUGCACGACAACGUCUACCUCUUCCAGGUGCCGGGGGGCCAGGCAGGGCCUCAGUGGGCGGGGGGGGACGUGUUCUCCUACGACCUGGGCCUGGGGGUGCUGAAGCGCCGGUCGUGGCCCGGGGUCAGCGACUGCUCGGCGGCCGCGCGCUGGCUGGGGCGUUAUUACUGCUUCCAGCGUGUCCACUUCCUGCGCUUCCAGCCGGCCACGGGCCUGGUGCCCCCCGGCUACCCCCGCGACGCCCGCGACUACUUCAUGAGCUGCCCCGGGAGAGGGCACGGGCACAAGGCGCGCGGAAACGCCACCGCCAUGGGCAUCCGGGACCCCUGCAGCGGCCUCGCCUUCCAGGCCUUCACCGCCGACGACGCCAACCGCACCUACGCCUUCCGGGGGGGGCAGUACUUCCGCCUGGACUCCAAGCGGGACGGGUGGCACUCGUGGCCACUCAACCACACGUGGCAGGAGCUGAGCGGGCAGGUGGACAGCGCCUUCAACUGGGACAAGAAGCUAUACCUGAUCCAGGGCUCCCAGGUCUACAUCUACCGGGUGGGCCCAGGCUACACGCUGGUGCAGGGCUACCCCCGCGACUUGCAGGAGGAGCUGGGCAUCACGGGCGCUGACGCCACCUUCACCUGCCCCCACUCCGCUGAGCUCUUCGUCAUCCACGGAAACGCCCUGCAGCGGGUGGAUCUGACCCUGAGCCCGCGGAGCCCGAGGCUGGAGGGGUCCAUCCCCCACGCCCACGUGGACAGCGCCAUGUGCAAUGCGGACGGGGUGCACCUCUUCCACGGAAACACCAUCCACCACUACGCCAGCGUGGCCGAGCUCACGACGAGCCCCAAGCCCUCCCCCCCGCAGAACAUGACUGCCGUCCUCUUCGGGUGCCCCCACUGACGGGGCAACCCUGCCCGACCCCCAGGGGUGAGUGGGGCCUUCCAGCCGCCACGCUCCCUGAACCCCCCCGUUCCUUUACUGUGCCCCUCCCUUCCCCCUCCACCACACCCCACGCCCAGGGUUGUCCUUGGUCAGUAAGGACCCGGGGUUCAGAGGUGCAUCUGUGUGAGUUCCCCUCCCACCCGGGGAAGAAGGCACCUGGCUUGCUCUGCCAUCUGAGCACUCGCUCUGGCUGACCACUUUGAAGCCACGGUUCCUUGCCACCUGGCCGUCCCUCCACCCCCCAUUCCCCACUCUCACCAGCUUGGCACUUUCAUCAGCCACCCAUGAGUCACCUUGUGCUGCCACCUGCCUCUCUGCUGUGACCUCUGCAGGUCAGUCUCUUAGUGAUUGUGAGCUCUCAGCAGACUGGGCACAAACACUGUCCCACCACAACUGGCUUCUGCGCUCCUUGAGCAUUUAAAAUAACAAAAUGGCUCCUAAUAAAGCUUAUUUAGCUCUGUCUUUGAACAGUGGGAGGAACAGGUUAAACCCAGCCAGGGACCCUUUGGGAGGGGGGCACCUCCUAGCUAGAACCUCUCUCCCACCCCUCUUACUGUCACAGGGCUCUGGCAUUCGAGCCCCUGGCUUAACGAGGUCCUUUCAGCUGAGGGUGACCCCGCAUCUGGGACAGGUUACGCACAAUUCUGCUCCCCUUUACACAUACAAUAAAGAUGACAACCGCAUUUCAUA